Molecule: messenger RNA, 5040 nt
Organism: Parascedosporium putredinis
Lineage: Eukaryota; Fungi; Ascomycota; Sordariomycetes; Microascales; Microascaceae
Source: the annotation of a GenBank genome assembly
AUGACUAACAGUCGCCGGACUCAGAACACUCAGAACAUGUCGAUCCAAAACGAGUCCGACGAGCCUUCCACGCCCACACGGCCCUCGGCGGGAUCUCCCGCCAACGACAAACUUGAAAAUGCCACCGCCCCAAACCAGAACGGCGCGCCCGGCGAUGCCCCAGCUACUGCGACUACACCCAAGAGCGCACCCGCCGCCGGCACUCGACAGCGCGCAUACACAAAGGGCGAGGGUCCGCCACCGACCCUUCUCGUCGACUUCCUCAGGGGACGUCCCUCGCCGGCGAGACUAGCUGCCCAGAGACAGCGCCGGAUGAGUGUGGACGCCGUCAAGGCGGAGAUCAGGCAGGAGAUGAAGCAGGGCGCGGUUCAAAGGCUCCAGCAGCCGGGCGGUGUACGGGAUCGGGUCAAGGCGUGGCAGAAGUCUAAUGCCGCCGCCAUGGCUGCAGGCGACCCCAUGGCCACGCCUAGCGAGCCGACAGAGGUUGCCUUCCCGGACGAGACCAGGAGCGUGACCGAAGACGACAGGAUGCGCAUUAAGAUGAGGAAGAAGAAGCGCGACCCGCCCAAGAUCGUGGUAGAACAACCGGCCCCAACUCCCGCGCCGAAAUCAGCUAGCUCAGGCGAGACGAAGCCUGAAAGCGCAGAGACGGUCAGUCUGCGCAAGAAGACGCCGCCCAAAAGAGGGUCUCCGGGAGUGGGCGAAGAAGGACGGAUCCCCCUAGACGAUGGUAUCCGCGUGCGUCCUAUGUCUGGCCCGGCUAGGACCGAUAAUGACCGGAAGAAGGGUAGUCGGAAACCGUCCAAGACCCCGCCGAGCGUUGUCCACAGCGUGGCCCCCAGCAUAGCGCCUUCCCUCUCACUGCGAGACAGGUCACCAUACGAUUUGAUCGACCGAGGCAAGGACGCAGAAAGUAGCGCGGUGAUGACCAGUAUCGCAGACGAGCCGAACACCCCUUCACGGCGCAAAGUUUCCAAAUCCACGCCCAAACUUGGCCAAAAACCAACCUCUGCGCCUACCGAGAUCACACAAACAACGCAGACAUCCAAGACCACCGAAACGACGGAAUCAACAGAGUCUACGGAAACUGAUCUGCCUGAAAUGGCCGGGGGCAGGUCGCCUGGCGCUUCUACCAACGGCUCUGGAGAGCUUGGGGAACAGCCAUCGGUCAUUGAGUCCAGUGGCCCCACUAUGGCUGAAAUUCCCGUUGGGAAAUCUGCUUUCAGUGAGCUAGAUCUUCCGCUUGGGGCGGACGCGCGGAACAGUACCAAGAGGCCGAAACCCCAGCGGAAUCCCAGCCUGAGCGCGGUGCCAAAGGUGUUCAAACGGGUUGUGAGUGAGGGCAAGAAGAUGAUGCAGCCCGAGCCACAAAGGCCAGUAGGCGUCAACAAGCCCCCGAGCAUCGAGACCUGGCUCACAAAUACCGUGGAUCCCUUUGUCGAUGUACCCGCCAAUGGAGAGGCCCCCAACCCUAUCAAGAGGAGGAAGUCGGCCGAAAAGAAAUGGGCGGCGGAUAAUCAGACGAGAGGUGCCGCCACCGUAGACGACACAACGCCAAAGAAGGCUUCCCCUCAGCCAGAACCGCCCCACGACGAGGACGAGGAGAACAAAACCCCCAAGGCCUCCGAAAAACGAAAAUCGGUUGACGCCACAACAAAAACCCCAGGAAAGACGCCUCCUUCGAGCGGCCUGAAGAGAAAGGGCGCCACGAGAGGUGUUGCCUCUCCGCUCAAGGUUAGCCUCAAGAAGCCUUUCCGUGAAGCGCUCAAGGAGGCAUUCAAGGGCCAGUCAAGCAACCAAAUAUUUACCCAAACAAGCUACGAAAGUCGCGAGGAGAGGACUUACAAGGCCAUUGAUUCCGAAGUGUCGUUUGAGGAGGAAUGCCGCGACCCACAGUGUCAGUGUCAACAACGGCAACAUGAGGACGAUGGUUCCAGAAGACGGUCACGGUCGCCUGAUUCCUUCGACAGCCGAGAUUUUGAAGACGACCGAACGACGUCGUCCUCUCUACCCGAACCGCGCAGAAGACCACCUACUAACGGGUUCCACGAGCUCUCUACCAUUGUAUCAGAAGAGUCGUGCUCCUCUCAUGAUAACGAAACUAUGUCGACGGUGUCACAGACCACUGUUACGCAGACAACCGUUACGAGGGAUUCGGAGCUAUCGAGGCGGUCAAGCCAAAAGCCAGGGUUGAAGCGAAGGCUUACAAAACAUUCGGAUUUGGUGUCGGUCCUUUCCGUGCCCGAUGAUAAGAGCGUACCUCUGGGUGUUAAGAACGCGAGAUCACGGCCCAGCGUGAGGCGAACCCGCAGCAAGCGCAGCACCGUCACGACUAACGACCUCCUCGGGGAGUUUGCCGACGACGAGACCUUUACCACCGAGAACUCAAGACCCUCGUUGACGGCGUCAUUCCGUGACUACCUGGACGCGUGGAGGUUAGGGUUCGAGAACCUCGUCGUCAACCUGGCGCCCGCCUCCGACGUACCCGACGAUCAAGACUCGCUUCUCAACGCCCUCCCUAGGAACGCAGACGGCGAUAUCGUAAAUGAGGAUGGAGAGCGAGUCGAUGUCGCGCAUCUCCUGAGGAGGCCCAUCGCCAGGAUUAAAACUCUAACCAGCUUCGUCAGGGCACUCCACGAUACUAUUGGCUCGGAUGGUACGGCAUCCCUGGUUGGGUGCUUCGCGUCCCUCCAGGACAAGGCGCGCAAGAGGCACAAGGAGGAGCGUGCUCGCGUCACGGAUGAAGAUGCGGCGAACACAGACACCACCAGAGCUCGAGAUCUUCGCACACUCGCAGCCAUGGGGUACAUCAAGAUCGAUGCUGGCCUCCAGGUCAGCGCCAAGGACGUCUUCAGUGCUGAUAAGGCAGAUUGGCGAGGGCCAGAGGGCAUGGCUUUUAUUCCCGCCGAUGCCGAUGGGAUCUUUAUCGGCGCGCAAGCUCGAUGGCGGGCGGGAACUGAUCGUGAUGGUCCGGGAACCCACAACGGACAGAUAUGGAGGGAGCUCCUGCGCCUCGCAGCGGAUGACGAGGGGCAGAUUGACGAUUGGGUAGACAUUCUGGGGACUCUUCCUCUGCCGCCGCUCGAACUUGAGCCAGUGGCCCCAGUACCCGAAUGCGGGUCGCCACGGUCGAUGGCGAUCGACGUUCCUCUCGGCGCGCAGCGAUCGCUGGAGGACGGGCAGAGCUCUCCCAACAGGCCGCUCUCGGAGCCCACCACGCCGACAACUCCCACGACACCAACCCAGGCCCUGGUUCCUAGCCGGUACCACUCUCGCGGGCCCCCGCCCUCGUAUCAACUUGAAGUUACCGCACCUCAGCCUCCGACUCAUCGUGAGCCGCUGAUUCCUCGAGAAGACGCGCAGGAUCCAGCCAAGCCCAACGCAACGCCAUACAGAUCGGACGGGGCCCCACCACCACCGAUCCAUCGCACGUUUGUAGCGCCCAAGUCCAAGUCCAAGUCCUCGACGCUGCAGCCGCCUGCCAACGGACGGGUGAAGCGCAAGACUUCGUCGCCGCUGAAGCACGAGUAUCUACCCUCGGAAGCUUCCUCCGAGGCCGAGGAAGAGGACGAUUCGUUUAGCGAGUCUGAAGAGGAUGAGUCCGACAUGAGCUCGGAGAGCGACUCGUCGGGCGACGACAUCGAUAGCGUGGAUAUUCCCGACACGGAGGUGGGCGUUAGCAUCAAGCACCCUCACUCGGAGGUGACGGAGUCGCUGGUUUCUGACGCGAGCCUCACGCCUUCCAAUUCUGCGUCUCAAGGUGGGCUCCACCGUGGAGACCAUUACAGGCAGCAGGUCCAAACCGAAGAAUAUCAACAGGCCACUUAUCAUCAACCCCAAGAAUACCAGACCCAGUACCAAGAGCCAUACCAUCAACCGCAACAGCAGCAGGAGCAGCAACAUCAACAUCAACAUCAACAGCCGGGCCUUGUAGAACUCACCGAUGAGGUCCGGUUCGUAUGCUCGGUCUCACACUGGCAUGACAAGCGGGGUAUCUGGAAAGACCUGUCCAGCCACAUGUGCUCCGUCGUAGUCUCGGACGGCAUGAUGGAAGCGUUCUCGCUCAAGUCGGGUAGGAGCCCAGGAACGGACAAGCCGCUGAUUGCGCUAGACUUGACGCCCGUCGUGCUCGUACGUAAGAGCAACGCCCUAGACCUAGAGGUGCGGACGGCGGUCCUAGGCCAGAGCAAGAUCACAUCGAUUAGCGGGGGCACGUUCCGAUUCCGCAACUCCACGCAGGAAGAGUGCCUAAACCUGUAUGCGGCGGUACAUGGUGCCCGGCUCAAGAACGAAAAAUACAUGCAGCUGGAGAACGAGAUGCGCUUCAAGAGCUUCGGGGAACGACGUGUCGGGGAUGGUGAUGAGAACGGAGGGCGCCGCGCGAGGAACUGGUUUGGACGCAAGAACAGCUACAGGGCGUCGGCGCGGGCGCCUGCGCGAUCGGUGGACGAGGCAAGCACGGCGGCGUCAUCGUCCAUGUCGGCGACGAGCUUCCUCAAGAGGCUGACGGGAGGCGCGAAUCUCUCGUUCAACAUUGGGCGGUCGUCGCUCGAGAAGCAGAACGGAGGCGGAGCGAUGAGCUUCUACACGUCGGGAUCAUCGUCAGCGGGGGCGAUUAGCAGCGACAACGUGCCGAUUCGGCUGCACCUCCUCGUGAGCGCGAGCAAGUGGGAGGACUGCGGUAACUGCCGGUUGCAAGUGCGCCGACCGCCCGAGGGGUGGCGGCAAGAGCUGCGGGCCAACCACGGACUGGAGAAGCGGGUGACGGUGACGACAAUACCCAAGAAGCGAGACGGGUCGGAGGCGCCGCGGGUGGUGUUGGACGCGGUGCUGGGCAGCGGAUGCUUCACCACGAUGGGCACGAGGGGCAUCAUCUGCUCGGUGUGGGAGGAGAUGAGGGACGAGCAGGGCCGGAUGGGGCACAUUCCCCACACGAACAACCCGGGAGGCAGCGUCAAGAAGUGGUGCUUCCAGCUGUCGGGCGUGGCUCAGGCGAGCUGGUUGCUGACGCUGUUGCAUGAGGAGGUUGUGAGGGCGUAA